AUGGGUAGCGAGCCCAUUUCCGAGAAGAAAGUGCGUGAGCCAUUCUCACGUGCGAUGAAAGAUGAGCCGAUAUCCAACGAGCAACGACUGAAAGAACUAUGGCAUAUAUUGGAUCUACUAGAAAUUGAGUACAAGAAAACAUCGGAUCUCCACACUCUUAUCUCAUCUGUAUCCGAGUCAUUGACACUUGUCUGGAAGCGGAGAGACCCCAAGUCAGAGCUGGCUCUGAAAGGAUUACUGCUGAUAUUGGAGUACUGUUUGAGUCAUGUGUUCGAUGGACAUUCAGUUUUCGAGGUGUUUGUGACGUCGUUGGGAUUUAAUACUGUCAUUUUUUGGAAACACUGUGCCGGCUACAUCUUCGACUCAGACUUGGGUAGAGGUACCAAGUUCCGUGACGCUCUUCUAUUCUCAUUGACCCUCUACGACGUGAAUACGGGCAAAAAUCGGUUGAGAGAACUCUACGCGGCAGUCCCCGGAAUCCGCAAAUCGUUACUUGGAGUGAACGCCAAGCAGUUCGGUGAACGGUACCAUCAUUUGCAGAAGCGAUUGGCAAAAUACGGAUCACAGUCCUCGUUGUGCAGUGUCUCGAGUGAAAGUGAUGCGGAGGAAGCAUUCCACGUUCGUUCCGGAAACCAUUCUGAAAGUGACGGUGAAGAAGAUUCCAAGAAACCACGCAGCGGUUUAGCCACCCCACAUUUCCAGCAACGUGUAAUCAAUGUGUCGAAUGCACCGCCUGUUUCUUUGAAACGUGAAAAAACUGGGGACUGGGAGAUUAAGCAAGGGUCAGGUGGACUUGUGGCGUGUGUCGAUCCGGUGAUGUCGAAGGAUCAUGAGAAUUUGUGGUUGGCGAAUUUGGGAAUGAAUAUUAAUGAUAAGAAGAAUAAGAAACCCGGCUCCGUUGCCUCCGAAUCGUUCCCCUCCACCAACACUCUCGGUCUCCCACUCAUCAAACAAACCAUCGCAGAAGUCUUCUUCCACGUCCUAGCCGACGAUGAUAUGGAUGCUCCAAAGAACGAAAAACAAAAGAAAGCCCGUGAGGAGAUGUCUCUGCUGGGAGUGCUCAAUAAUUAUAAUCGUGGAAAUUACAAGUUGAAUCCAGUAGUUGUUCAAGAGGAUGACUAUAAUGUGUACUAUGGAGGGAUUAGUAAUGGUUUGCUGUGGCCAGCACUCCACAAUCUACCAGAAUACAUUGUAAGUGAGUAUAAUGACGAGAAGAUCCUCCGUGCUCAUUGGUGUGCCUACGUUCGUGUCAACUACCAAUUCGCUAUCGACGCCGUGCGUAACAGUCGUCCACAGGACUUUAUAUGGAUCCAUGACUACCAUUUGAUGCUCGUCGGUAUGAUUAUGCAGUCGUUGGAUCAACAUCUGGAAGUCGGAUUCUUCUUGCAUAUCCCAUUCCAACCACCUGGAGAGUUCUUUUCCAAAUACUCGACUGUCGGGUUUGCAGUUCUUCGUGGGUUGUUGAGAUUCACAAAAGUUGGAUUCCAAACUCAUAGAGACCGUACCAAGUAUAUCGAGUUGGUGCAGCAUUAUUUUGGAACCGCGAAGAUUGUGUAUGAUAAUAAGAUGGAUAUUUAUUCGGUAACCAACGAAGGAUGGACAUGUUCCCUCGGCGUCUUCCCAGUCAGUAUCAAAAACGACGACUUCCUGAAGUUCGUGGACCUUCCCGAAACCAUCAAACUCAAAAAUGACAUCCGAAAACGAGUGAUGGGAGACCACCCCACCCCCGACGGCCGCUUCUUUUUCUCCGUCGAACGAUUCGACUACACCAAGGGAAUAAUGGAGAAGCUUCAGGCCUAUCAAAGAUAUUUCGAGCGCCAUCCGGAUAGAAUCGGGAAGGAUGUACUGUAUCAGAUUGCGGUGACGAAUAGAAGAAGUGUGGAUACUUAUAGAGUCUAUCAGGACGAGUGUAUUGAUCUAGCAGAUCGGAUCAAUCAAACCUUCAAGUCAUCUGAAAACCCAUCAUGGAAACCGUUGAUAUUCCAAACCGAUGGAAUGCAGAGAAGCGAGUUGGUUGCUGCCUAUCUCGCUAUGGACAUCGGAGUGGUCACCCCGAAAAAAGACGGAAUGAAUCUGGUAGCCAAGGAGAUGUUGGUCUGCAACCCUACUGCUGGCCUCGUGCUCUCCACCGGUGCAGGCUCGGAAAUCCAGUUCACUACCGCCGGGUUGUAUACGGAUAAGGAGAAAAACUAUCACAGAAUAUCAAAUGUGUUCGAUGCCGAUUCGUAUUGUGAUGCGUUUUAUGAAGCUGCUUUGGAGAGUGAGGCGGUACGGGCGGAGCAUGGAAAGAGGUUGCACGAGUUUAUAAUGGCCAAUGAUAUCGAAAGAUGGAGCAGCGCGUUUUUGGAUCCAAGUUGGACCCAUGAGGUUAUAAGACCUACUCAGAUUGAAACCCUCGACGACUUCUUCUCCCUCAUGAUGAAAACGCGAAACGUCCGCCGUCAAAUCGUGGGUCGAGUUCUCAAAGGGAUUCCCAUCCGUUCCCAUUUCGCAAUUUCCCUCCGGAACGCCAAAGAGUCCCUGGAACAAAUCUGUAAACCUGGAACCCAUACAGCUGAAUUCAAGUCGAGUCCUGAUUCCGAUGAAGUCGCUCAUUUCGAAAUUGACAACGAGUUGCAAGAGUUCGAGAGAGAUUUGUCGUUUAUCGAGUAUGUGCAGAGUGAUGAUGCGGAUAAUGUCGAGCAGUUUGUGGAUCACAUGUGA
Caenorhabditis remanei is the source of this 2703-nucleotide messenger RNA. RefSeq lists its product as uncharacterized. The record is from RefSeq and is a predicted model, not a curated record. Gene Ontology annotation, cellular component: alpha,alpha-trehalose-phosphate synthase complex (UDP-forming); cytosol. Gene Ontology annotation, biological process: trehalose biosynthetic process. Gene Ontology annotation, molecular function: catalytic activity. NCBI's taxonomy places the organism in Eukaryota, Metazoa, Nematoda, Chromadorea, Rhabditida, Rhabditidae. The coding region runs from base 1 to 2703 and encodes 900 amino acids. The transcript is spliced from 8 exons.